Molecule: messenger RNA, 1855 nt
Organism: Paramisgurnus dabryanus
Lineage: Eukaryota; Metazoa; Chordata; Actinopteri; Cypriniformes; Cobitidae
Gene: bco1
Product: beta-carotene oxygenase 1
Biological process (GO): retinal metabolic process; carotene catabolic process
Molecular function (GO): beta-carotene 15,15'-dioxygenase activity; carotenoid dioxygenase activity
Source: RefSeq, a predicted model, not a curated record
AACGUGAUGUCAAACGCCCAUUUGUCUGCGCAAAAAGUUUCUGACAAGAGUAUCGUUACUGUAUAUAACACAUUAUAGAUAGAGCUGUGUCGGAACACCUAAACCCUACUGGAAAUACUUGGUUGUACGCGGGUUAAGAUGCAGUACGAAUAUGGUAAAAACAAGGAAGAACAUCCGGACCCAAUCAAAGCAGAAGUUGAAGGCUUGAUUCCUGAUUGGCUGGAGGGCACGCUUAUACGCAAUGGUCCCGGUCUCUUUUCAUUGGGAGAGACGUCUUACAACCAUUGGUUCGAUGGAAUGGCACUUUUACACAAUUUCACCAUUAAAAAUGGAGAGGUGAUAUACAGGAGCAAAUAUCUCAGAGGUGACACCUACAACUCCAACAUGCACGCCAAGAGAAUAGUGGUAUCCGAAAUGGGCACCAUGGCUUACCCGGACCCAUGUAAAAAUAUAUUCUCCAAAGUGGUCACCUUCCUCAGUCACACCAUCCCAGACUUCACUGAUAACUGUGCCAAUAACAUCAUCAAAUAUGGAAAUGACUAUCACGCCACAUCUGAAACCAACUAUAUUCGCAAAAUUGACCCUGUCACCUUAGAGACUCAAGAUAAGGUGGACUACAUGAAAUACCUUCCUGUAAACAUUGUAGCAUCACAUACACAUUACGAUAAAGAAGGAAAUAGCUACAGUAUGGGCACGUCCAUUGCAGAGAAGGGCAAAACUAAAUACACACUGUUCAAGGUUGCAGGAGGAAGUGGAUCAGAAGCAUCUCCCACAGCGUUGAAGAACGUCGAGGUGGUCUGCACCGUGCCCUGUCGCUCUCUCCUCACACCCAGUUAUUACCAUAGCUUUGGCAUGACUGAUAACUACUUCAUCUUCAUUGAGCAGCCCUUGAAACUAGACAUCCUGAAAAUGGCCACGGCCUAUCUAAGGAAGGUCAGCUGGGCCAGCUGCAUGAAAUUUCACCCUGAAGAAAGCACGUUGAUUCAUCUUAUCGAUCGAAAGACGGGGAAAGAGGUCGGAACCAAAUUUUACACGGGUGCCAUGUGCGUGUACCAUCAGGUCAAUGCCUUUGAAGAAGACGGCCAUGUUGUUUUUGACGUGAUCGCCUACGAUGACAACAGCUUGUAUGAUGUGUUUUACCUGGACAAGUUGAAAGAUCAAAUUGCCUCCAAUACAGUGUAUUGCAAGCCCAUGUGCAAAAGAUUUGUGUUGCCUCUUAGCGACAAGGGUGAGAUGGGUGAGGAUCUGGUCAAACUAAAGUAUACAAAAGCGAGUGCUGUGAAGGAGAAAGAUGGAAAGGUUCUCUGUCAGGGCGAAGUUCUCUUUGAUGGAGUGGAACUUCCUAGAAUUAAUUACAAUUUCAACGGAAUGAAGUACAGAUAUGCUUACACGUGUUGUGUGGAUGUAUCUCCAGUGGCCGGAAAGAUUUUGAAACUUGACGUUGAGACCAAGCAGAAGAUUGAAUGGACGGAGGAGAACUGCUUUUCAUCUGAACCUGUUUUUAUUCCCAGGCCCAAUGCAGUUGAUGAAGAUGAUGGUGUUGUACUAGCAUCUGUCAUAAGCUGCAAACCCGGGCAGCGUUGCUUUCUGUUGGUGCUUGAUGGGAAGUCUUUUAAGGAGAUCGCACGGGCAUAUGUAGACGCAGAGUUUCACAUGGACAUGCAUGGAUACUUUAUUCCAGACUGCUGUUAAGGGUUUGGUGUUUCUCUAUCACCUGUCCAUUCCUGAUGCCAACUGUGACUGAAAAUGUGUAAUACUGUGACUGAACUGUAAUCUAGCCACGAACACAGACAUGUUUCUUACCAUUUAAAGCUUUGAAAAUUUAUUAAAAUAUUGUUUAUGGAGUAAUUAAAAA